Molecule: messenger RNA, 1709 nt
Organism: Biomphalaria glabrata
Lineage: Eukaryota; Metazoa; Mollusca; Gastropoda; Planorbidae
Product: eukaryotic translation initiation factor 6
Exons: 7
Coding region: 144-881 (245 amino acids)
Biological process (GO): maturation of 5.8S rRNA; ribosomal subunit export from nucleus; cytosolic ribosome assembly
Cellular component (GO): nucleolus; preribosome, large subunit precursor; cytosol
Molecular function (GO): ribosomal large subunit binding
Source: RefSeq, a predicted model, not a curated record
GAUGACGUAUUUCACAUGCACAAUAUCUCACGUUGCUUAUUUUGAUUCAUUUACUUGUGUUGCACAACCACUAGAUAUUUAGAAGUCUAGAUCUAGAAAUCUAGUCUAGUUUGUUAGACAGUUUAUCUUAGGAUUGUUUCAAAAUGGCAAUUCGUGCUCAAUUCGAAGGCAAUAAUGAAAUUGGAGUUUUCGCAAAAUUGACUAACAGCUAUUGCUUGGUUGCGAUCGGAGGUUCUGAAAAUUUUUACAGUGUGUUUGAAGGUGAAAUAGGUGACACUAUCCCUGUUGUCCACGCAAGUAUCGCAGGAUGUAGAGUCAUCGGUAGAAUGUGUGUAGGAAAUCGUCAUGGGCUCUUAGUACCAAACACAACCACAGACCAAGAGCUACAACACAUUCGGAAUGCAUUGCCUGAUACAGUAAAAAUUUACAGAGCAGAAGAGAAGUUGUCAGCCCUUGGGAAUGUCAUUGCUUGUAAUGAUUAUGUUGCAUUGGUUCACCCAGAUUUAGACAGAGAAACAGAAGAUCUUUUGGUGGAUACACUUAAUGUAGAAGUCUUUCGUCACACAGUGGCUAACAAUGUUUUAGUCGGUAGUUACACAGUAUUCAGCAAUCAGGGUGGAAUGGUCUCCCCGAAAACAUCUGUAGAAGAUCUUGAUGAGCUGUCCUCCUUGCUCCAAGUCCCUCUAGUGGCAGGUACAGUGAACAGGGGUAGCGAUGUCUUGGCUGCAGGCCUAGUAGUCAAUGACUGGAUGGCUGUGUGUGGCCACGACACUACUUCAACAGAAGUCUCAGUCCUAGAAAGUGUCUUUAAACUCAGUGACCAUGAGCCAUCACAGAUACAGACACAGAUGAGGGAUUCUUUAGUAGAUACGCUGUCCUAAACUGUUUUCUAACAAAGCUGAACUUCAUCAAGACAUCUUGCAUUGAAUUACAUUUACAAAUUGGCCCACUGUCAGUCAUGAUUUGUCACUACAUCGGUUAAAUUUUGUUUCGUGUUCAACUUGGUCAUUAAAAAAUAUGAAUUUAUGUACAUACUAAACAGACUUUUUUCAUGUUAAUCAUUAAUUAGUUAUUUUUGUUAGUGCUGAGAAUAUUUCUAGUGAAACUUAAUUUGUUAUGCUGCGUAUAAAGCUUCAUUUUGAAAUGUUGAGACUGUUCAACCUUAGUAUGGCUGCCAAGUGUUCUUAAAUCAACCUCAUGAACAAAAUUUUUUGACACAUGUAUUAGUUUUUAUUUGAUAGUGAAGCUAUGGAUAAGUUUGUUUAGGUUGAAAACUCCUUUAUCUAUACAAUACUUACUUUUGGCCAAGGUGACUAACUUUGGUGCUUGGCGACCUAAAUUGGACUUGUAAUAUAUGGUCUCAUGAGAAUGAAUAAGUAAUCUGGCUGUUGGCAAACAAAGAUAUUCCCAGCUUUAUAUUUUGUCGUAAAACUGUUAAUAAACUGAGAUUUUUUAUGUGCUUUCAAAUAUUUUAUUGCCAUAGGAUAUUAAAAAAAACAUUAUUUAAAAAUUAUAAAGAUUCAAAAGCUGCAUAACCAGAAUUAAGAAAGUGUUUAGUACUGUAUUAGUUUGUGUAGUGUGUUUGUGAAGAAGAAUGCAAAGGAUUAGAAUCUUCAACUAAACAAUUUAAGGAAGGUGAUAUAAUAUAAUAGAAUUGUAACUUUGCAUUAGCAGAUUGAGUAUUAAAUGAUGGUAUUUCUCAACAGCAA